Molecule: messenger RNA, 1624 nt
Organism: Symbiodinium pilosum
Lineage: Eukaryota; Dinophyceae; Suessiales; Symbiodiniaceae
Source: the annotation of a GenBank genome assembly
GAAAUUCCACAAGCACGACCCGAUUGAGGUUUUCCCGUUGCUCGACGGCGAUAUGGACCUCAGUGAAGAUGCCAUCGGCAGCCAAUGUGUGAAGAAGCUGAUUUUUCCCACGGUUCAGGAGCAAUUGAUUGCCAAGCACAUCAAGAAGUUCAUCGAGCCUGACUCAUCAGCCAAGGAAGCCUUGCCACGCGUCAAGAAAUUCCUGAAAGAUCAACCACUGAGUCCGACUGCAGCAAAAGGGGCGAAAGGCAAUGGACCGGCUUCGGUGACGGAUCAGUUACACUACUGGCAGGACGAAUUUCCGGACGUCUUGGAUACUCCAAUGCCGGCAAGCGAAAUGCCCUCAGCUCCUCAGGGAGAUUGUUUUCAGUAUGAUCCCUUUGAGCUGCGUGUUGCAUACGAAGGCUCUGGUGAAAGCGGCAGAAAGAGCAUCACUCACCAUCUGGAGGUCAAGACUGACCUCGAUGUCGUGAGAAAUGGGAACGUUGGGGACGUCGCCUACAUGGUCGAUAAGGAAACCAACGUUCCAUUCAGAGGAGAAGUAGAACAGGUGCAAUGUGACCGCUUGGCUCCGCCACGCUCUGUGUAUAUCCGCAACUUGAUUCUUACAUCGCUUUUGGCUAGUCCCUCGAAGGAGCUGCUGUCAACCACAAGAGAUGUUGUUACCUCAGAUUGUGGUAUCCACAAGCUCGUUGACACCUACGAGAUGGCGAUGAAUGCAACGGCGCUGAAGGGCACGUCUCGGGUGUUUCCACCUGAGGUGAUGGCUUGGUCGAUGAUUGCCGUUGACGAGGCGGCUGUACCGCGAGCCCAUCCUAAUGGGCGUCCCGAUGAGACGGUCACAGCACUGAAGAGAUUGAAGCUCCCCGAUAUGCCGACUGCGGUUGACAUUCGUUUGGAACCAACAUUGGUGAUUCUCGAUCUCUACCUAGCCCAGUCCAAGAACAAGACCCUGCAGUACUUUUGCGAAGACAACGGAUGGGCGAAUAUCAUCGUGAUUGCCCCCUAUGUUCGUCAUGGGUUACACGUACCGGAUGACCCCAUCAGAUCGAUGAUCAAUGUCAUUGCGCAUGUGCAAGGUCAGAUCGAUGAGGCGGGCAAGGGUGGAGGACAAAGUGGCGCAAGUGAUGACUAUGCUAAUCGGCGUAUCCACAUCUUCAUCUCGUUCGAAGAGCUCAAGAAGGCGUGUGCAGACAAGGUGGUGCUGGAGUUGGUACAAUCGAUUGAGCGGUUACGGAAGACCAGCCAGUGUAAGAAGCUUGCUUUUGAAGAUUCUACUGUCCCGAAAGCCUACGCGGUGUGGGACCUCUGGAUAAUCAGGGCUUCUACUGUUGCGUUUAUGUUACUGGAUCCAUCGGACAUCGCAUCGGUCACCGACACCUUUCUGACGUGGGCAAGACAAGCCGGUGAUUGUACAUGGGAUGUGGAACUCACCGCUGACCGUGUUGUUACGCUGGAGGAGGAAGUUGCCCGGGCCAAGUCCGCCAUGGAGAGUGACUCCAAAGUCAUGAUCAGGAAGGUCCUGGCUUCCUCGGUUCCCACGGCCACGCCAGUGACUCAGGCGUAUUGGAUUGCUGGAGAUGAUGCCAGCCGGCCGGAGGGGGAUCUUGUGCGCAAAUUGUAA